AUGGCAGACAGCGGUAAACUGGCGCAGGCUCCGACAGGUCUGUCAAAAGCGCCUGUAUCAGCGCCUGUAAAGACGCCUGCGCGGACUACACAGGUGCAUUAUCCUUUCUGGUUUGGUGGUUCUGCUUCAUGUUUUGCUGCUGGGGUCCGCUUACAAACUCGCGCACCCGAUGCGCCACGAACUAUGAUAGGCACGUUUGGGCAUAUCGUAAAACAUAAUGGAAUUAAGGGUUUAUACAGCGGUCUUUCCGCUGCCAUUUUACGUCAAAUGACAUACUCCACUACACGAUUCGGUAUAUACGAAGAACUGAAAACACACUUUGCCAAGCCCUCCAACUCUUCUUCCUCCUCUCCGGGGGCGCUGACCCUUAUCGGCAUGGCCUCUGUCUCUGGAUUCAUUGGAGGGGUGGCCGGAAAUCCUGCCGACGUACUCAAUGUGCGUAUGCAGUCCGAUGCUGCCCUCCCUAUCGAGAAACGCCGCAACUACAGGCAUGCUUUCCACGGGCUUGUGGAGAUGACAAAGACAGAAGGAGUGGGCUCGUUGUUCCGAGGAGUAUGGCCAAACUCAACCCGUGCAGUGCUCAUGACUGCCUCACAAUUAGCCUCUUACGACAGCUUCAAGCGCUUGUGCAUCGAGAAAGCCGGCAUGAAAGAUAACCUCACGACGCAUUUCACGGCGUCCUUCCUGGCUGGAUUCGUUGCAACGACAGUAUGCAGCCCGGUCGAUGUCAUCAAGACUCGCAUCAUGAGCGCGUCGCCUGCUGAGGCCCGGGGCCAUAGCAUUGCAGGCCUCUUGCGUGAUAUCUACCGCAAGGAAGGUCUUGCUUGGACGUUCCGUGGCUGGGUUCCCAGCUUUAUCCGUCUAGGUCCCCACACUAUCGCCACUUUCUUGUUCCUCGAGGAACACAAGAAGCUCUACCGCAAGCUCAAGGGUAUCUAG
Penicillium chermesinum is the source of this 939-nucleotide messenger RNA. RefSeq lists its product as uncharacterized. Gene Ontology annotation, molecular function: oxaloacetate transmembrane transporter activity; thiosulfate transmembrane transporter activity; malate transmembrane transporter activity. The transcript has 3 exons. Bases 1 to 939 code for a protein of 312 amino acids. NCBI's taxonomy places the organism in Eukaryota, Fungi, Ascomycota, Eurotiomycetes, Eurotiales, Aspergillaceae. Gene Ontology annotation, biological process: thiosulfate transport; succinate transmembrane transport; phosphate ion transmembrane transport. The record is from RefSeq and is a predicted model, not a curated record.